Bipolaris maydis ATCC 48331 is the source of this 1647-nucleotide messenger RNA. RefSeq lists its product as uncharacterized. Gene Ontology annotation, molecular function: protein binding. The record is from RefSeq and is a predicted model, not a curated record. NCBI's taxonomy places the organism in Eukaryota, Fungi, Ascomycota, Dothideomycetes, Pleosporales, Pleosporaceae.
AUGUACUCACAGCGACGAACACCCCCGCCGCUGAAACGAUCGAAUUCGGGAGCAAGCCACAACAGCCAUGGCAGCGCUGCUACUACUGUGUCGCGAUCAAGCUCCAAGCUGCUAUUUGGUGAAAUUCCACUUAGUCCAGUGACGAGCGCUGAUGGAAGAUCAAUCCCGUCCAAUGGCUCCAUCUGCAACCUGGUGCUCUCUACGAGCUCCGUCUUCUUGCGCUUCUGGCUCAACGAUGACUGUCGCGAAAAUGUUCUUAACCGCGUCGAGGCUGAAGACCUAGCCAACUUGCGCCUUGUAUGCCACGACUUCUCGUCAAAGGCCGCACCGCGACUCUUUGAAAAGAUGACUGUGACGUUCAAGACUUCCACCUUUACCAAGCCUGCGCGCAUGGAUGCGCUUUCAAGGAUAGGUCGCCAUGUCAAGACCUUUACCUUUUACAUGCCCCAUACCCCAGAGACCUGCCUACCCCCCAUCAUCGACCCAUUAACUGGCACAGAGAAGCAAUUCCUCUAUGAGCCGCAAGUUCAAGUCCCGCAGUGUGGUCCAGCCAAGGACAAGGCACCCAAGUACGGCACCUGGGAGAUGCAAGAUCUGCUCAUCAAGCAGUACCCGCCCCUGUUUCAUGCGGCUACUAACGUUCCUGCCUUUUGCGCUGCCUUUUCCGAACUCAUUAACCUCACUCAUCUCAAAGUCUCGUGCCCCGCAUCUACCGGUGCACAUAGGCAUCGCCGUGGUGUUGUAGAUUAUGCCCUCAUCUCCCUUCGCAUUGCCAUUGAGCGCGCGCCACUGUACAGCCUCUCUGCUCUGUCACUUCUUCCCAUCCACCCAGGCGGCCUACUCUACCUCCACCCCAUGCACGGCUUAGGUAGCACACCAUCGUCCGCCAAGCGCUGGCGACAGAUCCGCCGGCUCUCCAUCUGCAUGGAGAGCGUGCCCUUUGCAUCAACAUCCCUCCGAACCCGCACUCAAUCUCUAGAACACCUCCGCAUCCUACACGCCUACCUCGCCACCCUCUCGCGCAACCUCACCCGCGUCUUCUUCCGCUGGAAAGGCGCCCGCGGACCCUCCCCCCUAUCCCUUGACCUCGAACCCUGUAUGCUCCCCACCCAAGACCAAAGCACCCAGCACCCUUCUCUCCGCACCCUCCCCCACGGCCCCCGCCCCCUCACCUUCCCCCGCCUGCGCAUCAUGGAACUCGAAAACGCCAUCAUGGACUCUUACCAAAUCACCGACUUCAUCCUCAAGCACAACAGCACCCUCCGCGAAUUCAACUUUGAAGACGUCAAGCUCCGCGAGGGCGACUGGGACAUUGCCCUUGAGCCCCUCACAUGGAUCUCCGGUAGCGACAGCUGGAAGCAGUACAAGGAGGAAGUCAUGGAUGUCCCGAUUAUGCUGUCGCCGGUUGAGAUUGCGCCGCCCGAGCCCAGGAUUAUGGGGCCCCUGAUGCAGGAGGUUGAGAGCGCGAUUGAGAUGGCGAGUGGACGCGAGAGGAGGGAGCAUGCGCUUUCCAGGUGGUUGGGCCGACCGAGGCAUAAGAGCGGCAUGGCGCCCAAUAAUAACAAGGAUAGCUUUUGGGGUGGGAGCAAGCGGUUGCUUCAUCUUUCUGGGUGGAAGCAGGGUGGUGGCGCGGUUAUGGCGUGUUGA